AUGUUUAGACCGUUGAAGUGUGCGGCGAGACAAUUGUCUUUUGUUCGUCAUUAUUCCAAAGAACCAGAAAAGAUAAAUCGUCAUGUAUGUAUUUUAACUACAAAAUUAUCUUCAGUAUACUAACGUUUAGACCAUCCUUUAUAAGCAAUUUGGUAAGGCCUUUACAAAGAUGUGUGCAAUCACUAUAGGGACAUAUUACGGGCUACUUGGGUUACAUGACUGGUUAGAAUAUGAUUUGGAGAAGAAAAAAUAG
Messenger RNA from Debaryomyces tyrocola, 253 nucleotides. The record is from the annotation of a GenBank genome assembly. NCBI's taxonomy places the organism in Eukaryota, Fungi, Ascomycota, Pichiomycetes, Serinales, Debaryomycetaceae.